AUGACUGAAGAGAUUAUUGAUUCUUUCUUUGUGUUGGAGAAACAUGACGUUUACGAUAAAGAAGUAGAUGCGUCCUCGCCUGUCUUCAAAUGCAUUAAAGCGCACACAAAGAACUACGUAUCACACUUUACGACAGUUGUCAGUUGUGAUGGGCUUUGCUACUACGUUUCCGUGAUUCGUAUCAGGAAGUUAAAUGGGACAGAGAAGUUGGAGGGUGAUGCCGAACAUCUGAGGGACAUUAAUAGUUCGUUGCUCAAUCAUCUUGUUCCAAAGAUUUGCCAGGAACCGAGUAUACCUGAUAAAGACGACAAAGGCACAGUAAGAUACUUGGCCACCUUGCCCAAGGACCUGAAAAAGACUUACGCCAAUUGCUACUUCACUUGGGGCAAAAAUAUGAUCUGUAGUGUUACAGAUGUUGGACCGAGCAUGAUUCGUUUUGAUCUGAGAAGAUUUGAGAGCAGCGGGCAUCAUAUUCUUGAUGAUAAGUCUAUUGUGUAUUUCGAGGCAACAUUUGUUGGCGAAGAAAAAAUUGCACAGCCAUCAGGGAGUCAUAUUAUCUUGCCUGGGAUGUUGUUAGGUGAUUUUUUAAAUCUACGCUUAACACUUAGUCCAGGCUCUACCGGAAGCAGCGAUACAAUGGAGUUGUUUUUGGAGCUGCUUCAUAUUACAUUAGUUGAAAGGACUGCUAUUCUGCUGAAUGAAAGUGGGUUCCCAAUGAGGUUUGGCACUCCUAACAUCUGUCGCAGGCCUAUUGUUAGACAUGUUGGGCUCAGUACUCCCAUCUUUGGGGCAUCCCAGAAUUAUGGCUCCAGCUGGCAAGAUUUCUGGCUGUUUAAUGUCCCAUCCCAUAUGUAUAACUGCCGCUUCCCAUCGAUCGAGGUCACACUGUUCUCCAAUAACUUUAUACGACACUAUUUUCUAGAGAUUGAAGUGAUGCUUCGAUGUAAAGGGCAAAAAUUCAGAGUUAUUGUACACCAGAUUAUUAAUGUUGCAGCUGAAGAUUUCUUCGACAUCGUGGAAUGGUCACCACCAGAGAAUUCACAUUACGCCGCGGCCUCUGAAGAGCAUUCUUUGACUGACUUUAGCGGCUUGUUGGAAAUCCCUAAGGUAUUGGCUUCCUGCUCGGCAAAGAAUAAUUUACACUACGAACAUUGCUUGACUGCUUGUUCGACAGGAUCUUCUAUUUUGGCUGAUUUCUCACAAUUCAAAUUGCUUGAUGGAGCGAGUGUUGUUCUUCCCGGUAUGUUAUUUUCCAGUUUUACCAAUGCCGAGCUCACAAUUAAAGAUAGCGAUGAGCAGGUACCGACUGAUGUCUCUAUUGAACGCAUCCAGGUCAAAAUUAAAGAGAAAGUUUGUUUCGUUUACCCUUCGAAGGAAAACUCUUCAAAGAUAGUAUUCGAAGAAACUGUUGAUUCCACCUACAACUUGCUUUGGGACGUUUUUGAGAUUAUACAGUCUUUCAUUUAUUGUAUCAGUGUAUCAUGUGGAUACGAAGGAGUCGAGAUCAUUGACCGGUGA
Candidozyma haemuli is the source of this 1518-nucleotide messenger RNA. RefSeq lists its product as uncharacterized. NCBI's taxonomy places the organism in Eukaryota, Fungi, Ascomycota, Pichiomycetes, Serinales, Metschnikowiaceae. The coding region runs from base 1 to 1518 and encodes 505 amino acids. The record is from RefSeq and is a predicted model, not a curated record. The transcript is spliced from 3 exons.